GUGCCACUUUCAGGUCUCCUCACACUGCUGGUGUGUUCCAUUUUUUGUCAUAGGGUGCUGGCAGAUUACGGGCCUCCCAUAGCUGCUGCCAGGCCCCUAAUCUGCCAUGGGCCCCUAUACCGCCUCCUCAUGCUGCUGCCAAGUCCAGAGUCUCUCAUGGGUCCCUGUACGGCCUCCCAUUGCUGCUGUCUCCAUCGCCACACUCUGCCAUGUGCCACUUUCAGGUCUCCUCACACUGCUGGUGGGUUCCAUUUUGUCAUAGGGUUGCUGUAUGGCCUCCCAUUGCUGCUGCCUCCACCGCCACACUGUGGCUCCAAACACUGGUUUUGGCCCCGUGACUGGCCAAAUGAGUGAAGUGUGCGGUGAUUCUAAGAUCGACGGCACUCAUCUGCAUGUCAUACUGACUGACAGUAUUAUUUCUCUUCCCCAGCAGACUCCAAGGGCAUUUAAAUUAAAGGUACAGUGUUCUGCACUAAUAUUA
Molecule: messenger RNA, 481 nt
Organism: Staurois parvus
Lineage: Eukaryota; Metazoa; Chordata; Amphibia; Anura; Ranidae
Source: the annotation of a GenBank genome assembly